CCUGCAGAUCCCCUCCCCCUUCCCCACCCAGGCCCGCCCGCCCGCUCGCCUGCCCGCCUUUCUGUCUCCUCUCUCCCUCCGUACUGGACCUCCCGGGUCCAUUUCCGGGCUCCUGGUAUUUGGUAUCGAUCAGGGCCGCGGGGCGCGGAGCAGGUGGCUGCAGCGGGACAGCUGGGCCGCCAGUCUGGAUCGCCGGGCCGUCAUCGCAGUCUUUGUCGUCAACCCCUGUCCGCCGGCCCGCUCGGGCUCCCGGCCGGCGCACUGUGCCCGCCAGACUUUGCGCCGCGUUAGGCGCUGCUGGUGAGCUCCGGGCCGGCUCGGUGCCCGCGCGGCUGGGAAGUGAGCGGCCGGAGGCAGCCAGGACCCUGACCCGACAUGGCCGAGGUCAGCAUUGACCAGUCCAAGCUGCCAGGAGUCAAGGAAGUGUGCCGGGAUUUUGCUGUCCUGGAGGACCACACCCUGGCUCACAGCUUGCAGGAACAAGAGAUUGAGCAUCAUUUGGCAUCGAACAUUCAGCGGAACCGUUUGGUCCAGCAUGAUCUCCAGAUUGCUAAACAGCUCCAAGAGGAAGAUCUGAAAGCCCAGGCUCAGCUCCAAAAGCGCUACAAAGAUCUUGAACAACAAGACUGUGAAAUUGCUCAGGAAAUUCAGGAGAAGCUGGCUAUUGAGGCAGAGAGACGGCGCAUUCAGGAGAAGAAGGAUGAGGAUAUAGCUCGCCUUUUGCAAGAAAAGGAGUUGCAAGAAGAGAAAAAGCGAAAGAAACACAUUCCAGAGUUUUCUGGAGCCAGUGCUUAUGGAGAUAGUUACUUUUAUGAAGAUGGAGACCAGCCAAGGUCAAGGAGGGCCAGGGAAUUGGGUUCUGGAUACUCCAGGUCUUGUAGACUACAGAAUGAUGGAAAGACUGUGAAGCAGAAGAAAGAGAAACCAAGACAUCCACUAGAGAACUUAGAAGAGUUGGAAAAACAUUGUUCACCAGAGAGAUCCCUGUCUUCCUCCAGCUGGGGCAAAGUGAGAGAUGAUGCCCAAAUUACCAGCGAGCAGCAUGAAAGAAAAAAGCCUAGUCAGGAGAAGCUCCGAAGACCUCCGCUUCCUAAGAUCAAUGGUGAUGUGUUUCUGAGCACUCAGUGUGAUGACUGGAAGCCUAAUGGUAGCCAUGGAACUCGUAAUUGGGGAAAACAGUCCCAACACCAAGAUCGACUUUCACCAAAGUCCUCACAGAAAGCAGGGCUUCACUGCAAGGAAGCUGUAUAUGGGAGGGACCAUGGGCAAGGUGAGCACAGAGAAAGGAGACACAGGCACAGGACUCCUCCCUUCUCAGAGAGUGAGGAGCAGCACCAUCACCAUGACACAGGAACGAAGCCACGGGUAGUGAAAGAUGCUGUCUGCCCUCCUGCAUCACGAGUCACCCACAGGGAUCAGGAAUGGUAUGAUGCUGAAAUUGCCAGAAAACUGCAAGAAGAAGAACUUUUGGCUACCCAGGUGGACCUACGAGCAGCUCAAGUAGCCCAGGAUGAGGAAAUUGCUCGACUUCUAAUGGCAGAAGAAAAGAAAGCUUAUAAGAAAGCCAAAGAGCGGGAGAAGUCAUCUUUGGACAAAAGAAAGCAUGACUCUGAGUGGAAGUCAAAACCAGCUAAAUCAACACACCCAAAGUCAAAGGAGCAUGAUGAAGCUCACCACCGGUCUAAAAAUGACAGGCCUGCACGACCACCACCACCUACAAACACAGAGGCCGAGGGUCUGGAUUAUACUCAUUUUACAAACCAGCAUAAUUCUACACGCCAUUUCUCAAAAUCGGAUUCCUCUCAUAAAGGUUUCCAUUACAAGCAGUAAAAAAAUUAAAAAACCUAGGAAUCUGCCUUGAAAAUGGACUCACUGUAGCAAAUAUUACUGGAUAAUACAGAAUUCAUCCCACAUUUAUUAUUUUCUGCCUGUUUGCAUUCCUGGGAUUUUUUUCUCAAGUGUUUUUCUGACUAUAAAUGAUUUCAAUUCAUUUCAAAUAUUUUGGUUAUUUUCCAUCACUUGGGCAGUAUAAGAAAAUGCAGCUUCUGAAUAUUAGCCACCUUUGUGCUGGAUAUACUUCCUGAGAUAUAGUAUUUAAGGGAAUUAUAAGAUGCCAUUUUAUUUGGUAUGUAUGGAGUAUUGGUUAUCUAGGGAUGAAGCUUUAGUUAGCAGUUAGAAUUAUAUGGAGAUAAAUAAUCAGAGUGAAAAAUGACAUUUGGAUGCAAUGCAAAAUACGAGUAUAAGAAGCAGCUUUUUGGUGCAUUAGUGUGUGAUGUUUUUGAAGGAUAGGGCCUUUGCUUUUUAUUUUCUUUGGGAAAAUAAAAAAGUCAUAAUUACGAAGUAUUUAAAAUAGAGACAUCUGGAGAAUUUGAAAAAUGUUAUUCUGAAUACAUGGACCAUAGAGGUUUUUUGUACCCUUUUAGGCCCUCUUGGGAAAACUGGCCUAGACACCAUUUUUAAACACUGUGCGGAUGUUUUCUUAGUAGCAAGGCUUUCUGAGGCCCCUGGGCAGUGGACCCUUUAUUUACAAAAACUUAAUUCUCUGAAACUUUAACUUGGUUUGUGCAGUCAGCUUUUCAUAAGUGAAAACCUUUAUAUCCCGUCCUUGUUUUAAGUUCACUUGUAGAGCCAAGGGAAAUUAAAUUGGAAGUUGAUUGCAUAAGUGAUGUCAAUAUUUCUGGCUGUAGAUCAAAGGUUCUCUUUCUUCUUUAAAAGACAGCAGUAUUUGUUGGCAAUGUCUCAGUAACGUUUUGUGCACCUGUCAAUAAUUAAAUUAAUUCAACAUGAUGUUGAAUUUGAUAGUGUUUUUUUAAAUCCAAGAGUUUGACUCUUCAUAUUUAUAAAGGGUCAUUAGUGGGCCUUGUAUUACUUUGUAGAAGAUCUUUAGGUCCCUCUUCAAGAUAUUCAGUGUCUUUGUCUAGUAACUGAUUCAUAAAAUAUGUUUAUUUGCCCAUAAUACUUAGUUAACAUAAGUGGCAAUCAAUCUAUAUAUUUAUAUACAAUAAUUUCCAUUACUUGACUUGCUCUUCUUUUUUAUUGUAUGUAAUCUGACAUUUUUGCAUUUCAAUAGUGUUUUCUUUAGGAAUGAAAUAUAUAGGUGACUAAAGAAAAAGUUGUUAAUCACCCUACUGGGAACUACCUUCUUUUUGCCUUAUCUUUUUAGAUGGUCUUUAAAGUUGGGCAGUAUCAGGAAGCUAUUUAGAGCAGAUUCUCAGUAUAUUUGAAUAUCUCAUUUUGAGAAAGAUAAUUACUUUCAUAAAGUUUUUAUAUUAUAGGAACUUGAGUAUAACGCACCUGAAAUUUAAGUUUUAGGCAUAUGGUAACCUGGAAAGAAGAAAAAAAAAACCUUAAGGGAUAUAGUCAUUUUAGAGAAAUGCAGGAAAGGGAAGAUAACAGGGUUUUGAAUAUGGUGAAGUGAAGUGAAUAUAGAAAAAUCUUCAUGUAGAGAAGGGGAGAGAAAAUGGAAGUCUAGCCUUAAGUCAAAUUCCAUAGUGGUUUCAAUAUCCAGAUUAGCCUUGUUGACUUAAAAUAAUGCUAUAUUUUUUGUUUUUCUGCCCUGUGGUUUUGCUUCGUGUUUAAAAUAUUUUAAUGGUAACUUUAAAGAAAAACAGCAAUUGUAUUUUUAUUUGAUAUCAACUUAGGCAAAUGGGCAACAUCAUUUGCCAUAUUUUAAUUUUAUAAAUGUUUAUUUUUCUAUCUCAUACAAUGAUCAAUUUCGCUUUAAAAAUUCUACAUUUCUUCUGUUUCUCAUGUAUGUCAUUCAUUCAUAUUUAUUAUUGUAAAAUGUUAACUGAACGUACUUUAGUCAAAAAAAUGUUAGACCAUUUAACACUUAACCAGAAUGCUGUUUGUUUUAGCUAUCUUAGUGAGCAAAGGUGAUAUAGCCCUUGUGACAAGCCAAUUCAUCAGUAUUGAAAAUUUGUUACUUUGUUUUUUAGGUUUUUUAAAGAUUAGUCUUUGAAAUAUUUUGUCUUUAUUUUAUUUUUUUGUAAAGCAAACAAUUUUUAAGAGUUUCUGUAAUUAUUUACCAGUGAAUAAGGAGAUAGAAAUCUAAUUCUCCCAAUUAUAUCCUCAUUCUUUCUCAUUCAAAUAAUGUAAUGAUUAUCUUUGAGAUUAUAGAGGCAAUUAACAACUGUCUGUUAAUGAACUGCCAGACAUUCAUCACUGUGUUCUCUUUUUACGUUGUCACUUUUACAUAAAUGUGUAAGCAUUUUACACUUUUUUUUAUGUUCCUGCCACUGGAACACAUGCAAUUUAAUUUUUAGGCCCCAAUGUAUUACGUUUUAAUGUUGUGAUGUAAAUGAAUACUUCCAAUCUUGGGAAAACCUUUGUUUCUAGAUUUCUGUUCUCUGGAAGCCAGAUCCCAUUAACCCCAAUAUUGCUGAAUGAGUACAAUAUGUGUGGAGCCUUAUCUUUCACUCUCAUUCCCUACCUUUUUGUAAAUUGUUACCUGGUAGAGGGGUUAGAUAAUGGUCACAUUAAAUGCUCUGACUUAAAAAAGAAAAAAAAAUUGACUCCAGUGUCCAAGCCAUUGUUAGACAUAAUUAUUUUAUUGGGAGGCUAGAUAGUUGUUUUACCUGCUGUAAAAGAACAUUGAGAUUUUUAGAAAGUGAUUUUUACAUACUGCUGAAUUACUAUUUCUUAAAUAACUUCAAAAUACCUGGUGGCAUACUAAUUGAACUGCAACUCCCCACAGCUAAAUAUAUAUAUUUUGAUUAUAGACAAACAUCUAAAUUAGAAAAGAAAGAUAUGUAUAAGUGCUUCCAGGAGUAAAAUCUUUUCAGAAUGGUAUGAAUGGUAUGAGCUCCUUGGGUCUAGUUCAACAUAUGCUAAAAUUCAUGACCUUGGGCCUUAUAUUCUGUUGAACCAUUCUAGAAAAUUCUGAACCCAACCCAUUUCCCUCUUGUUUGAUGUGGCUGGAGAAAGAACUAGGUAAUGCAUUAAUUAAAAAUUAUUGACAGCUCUCCAUCCCUUUCUCUCAGAAUGUGUUAGUAUAAAAAUAAGUAUCUUUAAACUGAUAAUUAUUUUUCUUUAUCAAAUAUUUUCUAAAUUUGUCUUGUGCCAAAUCAGGAAUACCUACUAUUAUAUGGUGCAUUCAGUUUACCACAUGAGUGGUUAACAUUUUAAGGCCUUGAUUUUUGUUUAAUUUGUUGCCUUUAAUGUAGUAGUUACUUUGGGAAAUAUCAAGAAGAUUGAUUACUCAGUGAUGAUUGUUUUGGAACAUAAUUAUGAUUAUUGGUUAAGAUUUAGAGCCUAAUAAAGGAGUGAGACUCCUCUUAUAAAUAGCUAGAAGGACUGAGAACAGAAUAAAGUGAAGUCAAAGGCUUUUUCCCUUUUGAGGGGGAUAGCAUUUGUGUAAGGAGUAUUAACAUUGAAAGAGUACACUGUUCAUGUAGAUUUCACUGUAUAUAGUGUGCCAUAUUCUGAUAGUAUAGGAUUUUUAGAAGUAUUCAUAAAAAAUCAAAUCUUUCAGAAAAAAAAUGAAAAGAUUUUUAAAGUACAUACUGCGUCCCUUACUUACUGCUCAUAGUCAGAGAAGUGACUCUAAAACAGUCCCAUUUUCUCUCAUAUCUGUUGGUGCCUGUGUGUCUUAAAGCCAUACUUGCUUUUCUUACUGUUGAUAGAGUACAUUUUCCUUCUUCACCCAUGGUAGGUAAUAUGGGCAGAGAAGGAAACUAUAGACUGUCCUAUUAAUGCUGCAUGGCGUACAAUGUCAUCCAAAUUCUUGGUGGAAGAAUCUUUUUUUAUCCAUGAUGAUAUGUAACACUAUUAAAGGGAUGAACCCAGAGGCUGUUGUUGCCCUUAGCAUAUAACAAGUGUCAUCAGAAAUGGCUAAAAUUUAUUCUAGAAAAGUUAAGAAGGUAGGAGUAAAUUGGUAAAAUUUUAACACUACAGAGUCGCUUUUCUGAUGUAUCCUGCACUUCAUGUCAGCAAUGUCUAUGAGGAGCAGUAUUGCCUUAAAUUAGUUUGACUCUGACUAAGCUUAAUGUACUUCUAUAUGUGAUUAGUGGUCAACUGUUAAUUGAGAUACAAAAUUCAUAGUUGAUCUCUAAGCAUCCUUGUCAUUGAGACUUUGGACCCUCUUUCCCACUGUGCUGUGGCUGACAUGACACUGAAUUCAGUCCACUAAAAUAGCAGAGACAUGACCAAAAACAUAAAAGGAGGGAGAGAUUCCUGACCAGAUCCUUCAAACCUGAUAAUCACUUUCUGAAUAAUUGAGAGUUUACUGUCCUCCUAUUUGAUGGUAACUGUGUAGAAGAUAUUUCCAAAAGUUCUGUUGUGCUAUGAAGACAUUCAGGUUGUGUGUAAGAAUUUUACCAUUACUUUUGUGUACUGAAAUGCUUACCAUAAACACCAACCCCCCCCAAAAAAAAAAAACAAUAAACAAAAAACAGAGUAGACAUUUACUAGAAAUGGAGAUUUUCUAAUCUGAAGAAAAUUAUCCAGGAGACCUUUCCUAUGAUAAGAAUUAUGAGAAUUGACAAUGGAGUGGUUUCUACAGUUUCUACUUGAUACCAUAAACUAACACAAUCAUGUAAGUAAUCAUGUUAACUUGUGGAAAUAUCUAGCCUAAAAGCCAUUCUUUUUCCCAUAUGAAUACUUCCUACUAACAUAUUCCUGAUAGAAUUAAUAUGCUUUUGUGUAUUCUCAGCAAAGUAGAAAAUAAUUUUUCUCUCUUUAAAUAACUUUUCAUAGCAUAGUGAUUUCAGCUUUCAGAUCAGAGCAGGAUUAAUUGUGCAACUUAGCGCCUGCCAGGGUCCUGCCCCAGUGGGGUCCAGGGGGUCCUGAAGGAUGAGUGGCAUCUGCGCAAGGGAUGAGACAAGGAGUCCUUUCAUUGGAGCAAUCUCCAGAGAGAGAGCUGUCAGCUGCUUUCUCUCUAUCUCCUUUUAUUCUAAUUUUUUCUUAUCAUUAUGGGUACAGAAUUAUUAAUAAAAUGCAUCAAUUUACAAUUCCCAGGAUUUGACAUUUCCUUAUUUAACAGAAGCCAAACUACAUAACCAGACUCUCUCUCCUAACCAAUCAGUAAUAAAAUACACCUGUAUUUAAGAUCCCAUCUAAAAGUCCCCUUAUAAAAAUCUUAUAAUAUAUUCUAAAAGCAUCUAAAAAUGUCUACAUUUAUUCUCAUAAAACUGAUUGAGCUGCUUUCUCAGAGAGUUUCCAUUUGCCUUAGUCAAAGUACAGCAGUUCCUUACUAAUCUUUAACUAAAGGGCAGGCUCUGUAUGUAAUUCCCCUGCCGCUAACAUUAACUAUGCUUAUCAUAAAUCCUUAUGUAAAGUAAAGGAGGGUCUAUUAGAAGGAAAAUAUAUUUUUACUAACCUUUUCUCCCCUGAAUGAAUACUAUAACCUAUCUUUAAUUAAAUAGGCUACAUAUGGUGGGCUCCAUGCGAUAGGCAUGAUAACUAUCUGCUUAGACUUGAGAGACAGAAGACAUGAACUUGGAUUCUUAGUUGAUAUAAUCAAUUGUGGUGCCUAGAGUUCCUGUAACAUUUCCCAGAAUGAUUGUUUAUAUUUUUCUGUUUUGUCCUCAAUGUCCUGAGAGAUAGUAAAACAGCCUUUAAGUCAAGAACCACCUGCUAUAUUCUUGACCAUCUAGAAUUUAAAGUAUACGAAUGUCUUCUGUCAGGUUGAAUAUAAAAUAAACAGUCCCAAUUACAUAAAAAAGGGUCUCAUGGUUUUGGCUUCCCACAAGUGUGACCUUGCCAAACACUUGUCCUCCUCACUGUGACCUUGUCAAGAUGGUGGGAGAUGGAACACCUUCACCAAGUGCCUAUUAUUCCUUGCUGAGGUUCAAAUAUUAAAAAUAAAAGAAUUGAAAGACAGGGUUUGAGUAAUAUUUCUUAAAAAAAAAAAAAAGCAGGCGGGGAUUGAGAACAGUGAUGAGAUGAUAGUUGAGAGACUAUGCUAUGAUAGGCCACAUUUUUGUUGCAGUUAAUUUCAGACCAUAAUUGCUAAAAUAUUUUCUAGCUCUUAAAUUUGGUUAGAGAGUUUUAGUUAUCAGAAGUUUUGUACUUCCGAUUGAAUUGGUUUCUGAAAUUCCCAUAGGCUUUAACUUUAGCCUUUGCAGUAAACUGAAAACCAAAUGCCCUUUCUCAGAAGUAGCUAUAUUUCUCAUCUGCCUCAUCCAGACAACCAGUAUUCAUGUCAUGAAACACUGUAAAUAAUAAGAUGGUUCGGUGGGGAAAUCACAUAUAAAAAUAAUGUUCCAAAAUGAGAAUUCUCUGUAAUAUGGGGUUUCUCCUAAGAAUUCAUCCUGGCCCAAUAUAUAUUUUGAAAAGGUACUGAACUAAAAAGAACAAGAGACUGCUCAUAAAUCAGGUUGCUCAGGAAAUUUGAGGAGAUACUGUCAUUUGUCUUAUAAUUUGGAAAAGUCAUUUCUUGAGAGAGACUACAUAGUGUGAGGCACUUAAGAUUUUUUUUCAGAACCCUUUUGAUAUUCAGAGUGUGGGUAUAUUUAUGAAACAAAGUCAAUGUUAUCUCAAGUGCUCAUCAGUUGAUAGGCAAGCCUGAGGCAAAAGCAGGUUUGAAAUAGCUGUUAACAAAGCUGAACAGAGCCUUGGUAAAUAGAGUUACCUGUCUAAGGACAGAGAACAAAAGACCAACUCAAACCACAUGCCUAUCUGGAGAAACUGUGAGGGACACUUUGUGGAUGCCUUAAGGUGACCUGUGGUGGGUACUGGUGGGUAUGUAUGUGCCCACCUGAACUAGGCUGAUGGACACAGUCUAUUUCAAUUCACUUUCAUACAGCACAAAUUGUUCCUGCUCAUAACCUCACUGAGGACGUUUGAGAAACAUGGUGCUGGUUCCUUUCCUGUGUCUUGGAAGGUUGAGUUGGUCAACAUCAUCAAGGCACUCCAGUGCUCAGGCCUUCCUGGGAUACCACUUGUAUAUCUACAUUACUUCAUCUAUGCAAGCUUGUGUUUUCAUGAUUUGUAUUUUACACCUUAUGUCCCAUUUGUUUCUUCCAACAUCAGGUUUAACAUUGAUGUUAUAACUAAUUUUCAAACCAAAGUAUUGUAUAAGUAUGUGUGCUUUGUUUUCCUGGAUGGUUUGACUGAGAUAAACAACAAUCUUGUCCUUCUCUUAAUAAAGUCAUCCAUUUGUUAAAUCAGUAA
Ictidomys tridecemlineatus (thirteen-lined ground squirrel) is the source of this 9114-nucleotide messenger RNA. It is a transcript of the gene Ccdc50, whose product is annotated as coiled-coil domain containing 50. The record is from RefSeq and is a predicted model, not a curated record. Gene Ontology annotation, molecular function: ubiquitin protein ligase binding. Gene Ontology annotation, cellular component: cytoplasm. Lineage: Eukaryota; Metazoa; Chordata; Mammalia; Rodentia; Sciuridae.